AUGAAGGCAGACCUACGAACUAUGAACUUGUUCAUUUGGAUAUUAGUCUCAAACUUUUUCUUGUGCUGGACUUCAGUUGACGCACAGAUGGAGUAUGAUGGUCCGCUCUCCGCACAGGACCAGAUGUACAUCCUUUAUGAAAUCAAACUGCAGUGCUACCAGAACCUCUCCAACAUUGAUCCAGGGUCCACAGAUGAGGUGUGCCCUCCAGACUGGGACGGUCUCAUUUGUUGGCCCCAUGGCUCCCCUGGGCUGGUUACCAAGGUUCCCUGCCCCUCUUACAUCUAUGACUUUAAUCACAAAGGACAUGCUUACAGGAAGUGUGAUGUCAACGGUUCCUGGGUGUAUGUGGACCGCUGGAACAAAACAUGGCACAACUACUCAGAGUGUCUGCGCUUCCUCCAGCCCACUGAUGAGGAAGGGAGACAAGACUUCUUUGAGCGGCUGUAUGUCAUGUACACCAUUGGCUAUGCCGUGUCUUUCAGCUCUCUGCUCGUGGCCAUCUUCAUCAUUGGAUACUUCAGGCGACUUCACUGCACCAGAAACUACAUCCACAUGCACCUGUUUGUGUCCUUCAUGUUACGGGCAGUCAGCAUCUUUGUGAAGGACAAAGUCGUCCAUUCCAGUGUUGGACUGCAGGACUUUGAUUCUGCCCUGAUGGACAACUCAGAGACAGUUAGCAUGGCACAACUGGACAAGUCUCAGUAUAUUGGCUGCAAGGUGACGGUGCUGCUCUUCAUCUAUUUUCUGGCCACCAAUUACUACUGGAUCCUGGUUGAAGGCCUCUACCUCCACAGUCUCAUCUUCAUGGCCUUCCGAUCAGACUCCAAAUACCUCUGGGGCUUCACCCUCAUCGGAUGGGGUGUUCCAGCCGUUUUUGUGGCAGUGUGGGCGAUUGUCAGGGCAGCACUAGCAGAUGCAAGGUGUUGGGAGUUCAGUGCUGGUAACAUUAAAUGGAUCUACCAGGUACCCAUCCUGACAGCCAUUGGGCUCAACUUCAUCUUGUUUGUGAACAUUGUAAGAGUGUUGGCCACGAAAAUUCGAGAGACAAACGCAGGGAGAUACGACACCAGGAAACAGUACAGGAAACUGGCAAAGUCCACCCUUGUGCUAGUGCUAGUGUUUGGCAUCCACUACAUCAUCUUUGUUGGGAUGCCUCUUACAUUUGAGGGACCGAGCUGGGAGAUCCGCAUGUACUGUGAGCUGUUCUUCAACUCCUUUCAGGGUUUCUUUGUGUCCAUUAUCUACUGCUACUGCAACGGCGAGGUCCAGACAGAGAUAAAGAAAACAUGGACACGCUGGAACCUGGCCUUUGAGUGGGAGGGCCCAGUGGUCUGCGGCCGCUAUCGUUAUGGCUCAGUUGUUGUCGGCAUCAACAACAACAGCACAAGCAGCCAGUCCCACCUGGCAGGGGGUGGUCCUUCCACCCGCUCCACCACGCUUGUUUCAAGCCGUGUUUAUCGGAGCACAGCUCCCCCCAUGGUCAACAUGCACGCCACCCUCCCGGGAUAUGUGAUUAGUAACUCAGACCCAUCCAUACCUGAAGAACCUGAGGACAGUGGCCCAAAGCGGGUGGACGAUAUCUCGCUGAAGGAAAAUCUGCCUGUACUUAGCACCAGUGCAACAGCUGAGGAUGAGGAGGAAACACUGUAGCCAUCGUCUAAUGUGGCAAAAAAAAAAAAAAUUUUUGUAGGUGAGCUGUGCCACCACUUUUAAAGAGGGUAUCAAUGGCAAACAAUUUUUGGCUGUUAUGCAAGAAAUGGGAAAAUGUCUUGAACCCCCCUCACAAAAAAGAACAUAAAAUACAAGGGUCAAAGGAUAAAAAACAUCAAGGCCAACUGAUGGUUUGACACAGACCGUGAACCUGAGCGGCCAGUAUUAAAAGCAAAUCCAGAGCUACACUUUUCAUUCACCAUGUAAACAUUUUUAGCCUUGGUGUUACAUGUUGUUGAUUACUCGUGGAGAUUGUUUGCAUAAGGAUAUGUAUUGUAGGAGUGUAAGGGUGCCAAAAGGUCAUUGGAAGAAUGAAACACAUUUGAAAUGAUGCAUUUGAAUGAGCUUGGCUGCUGCAUUGACCUUCUAGCUUAAGACAAUCAUUUAUCACCUUCAGAACCUCUCAGGGAGGGCAAUGCCAUUGUGCUCUCUGUUGUUAAGAAUAGAAAUUAUGCUGUUGCUUGGACUGUCUGACUUUAUGAGAAGUAGGUGCAAAUCUGCUAUUGUGAUGCUGAAUACCACAACUGAGGAAAGUGUUAAACCAUAGUUGGUAAAAAAGCACACUGUAUGUUUAAACUCGGGGAAACGGGCGGUAAGAAAAAAGGGUUUUUUUUUUAUUUGUUUGUUUUUUUCUAAAUAUGGGUACCACCAUUUUCUUAGCUGUAAAAGAAAACACUUGGAAUGUGUAUACAUGAUGAACCUUUGUUCUUGCCAGCAAAGGUUCACUUAAUUUGAACAUUGAACAUGUACAGUAGAUUACUGUAAUUUCCUUCCCAUAUUCCAAAGCUACAUAUCCAAUGUAAUUUACUUAGUUUCUAACCCUCCUGUUGGCUGAAUUUUAAUUCCAGCUGGUGACAGUAUCUCCCAUGUAAGAGGACACCGUGUUCUGAUGAAUCCUUGUCUUGGACUAAUUAAGUGUCAUGGUGACAGGCUUGCUUGUACAGUCAGCCCACUUUGUGAAGAGAAACUUUCAAGCUACAGCUGCCAGUGGAACUAAGUGAAAUGUAUGCAGAUCUUUUUUCUGUUUCAUAUUACCUUGAACUGCUGACUUGUGGAUACACUUGCUAUGUUUACAGUACUGCUUGUAAGUAAGGCCACAACAAUUGUCACAGGCAGUAACACGUACCAUUUUUAUAGGACACAGAAAGUGACAUUAUGACUGUAUUAAAAUCCUAAUUUUUGUAUUUUCAAGAAUCACCUUUGUGCUGACUGUGAAGGGCUACAUUUGGUGGCUGCUUAAAGGUUUUGUGUCUGCUUUGUGCAUGCAUAUUUGUCAGUGCAUUAGAUGGGGUGUAUGGAUCUUGUACACGUGCCUCUCCUGCUCCAGCAGACGCUUUUAAGAAGUCAACUUUAAAGGAUUCUUUUCAGUCUUGUCCGUGUGUGUGCUAAAUGCAUUAGGCUGUUUUUCUGUGUGAUAUUUGUUUGUCCUCUCCUUCCCUUCUUCCUCCAUGUUUCCUCCCUCCCGGCUUCCCUGUUAACUGCU
Messenger RNA from Epinephelus moara (kelp grouper), 3196 nucleotides. RefSeq names its product parathyroid hormone 2 receptor a (gene pth2ra). Gene Ontology annotation, cellular component: plasma membrane. Gene Ontology annotation, biological process: adenylate cyclase-modulating G protein-coupled receptor signaling pathway; cell surface receptor signaling pathway. Gene Ontology annotation, molecular function: G protein-coupled peptide receptor activity; parathyroid hormone receptor activity; peptide hormone binding. The record is from RefSeq and is a predicted model, not a curated record. NCBI's taxonomy places the organism in Eukaryota, Metazoa, Chordata, Actinopteri, Perciformes, Serranidae. The transcript is spliced from 13 exons. Bases 1 to 1653 code for a protein of 550 amino acids.